AUGGAUGAGGCAGCGGAGGAGCCGACCCUGGUGCAAAUGCUCGCUGUGAGCGCCGUUAAAAGUCGAUAUCUGUCUCUGUCUCCCUCCUUCCAGCGCUGCUCGCUCGCCUCCUGGAUUAAAGAAAACAUCAAGAAGAAAGAGUGCUGCUUCUAUGUGGAGGAUGGCAGGGAGGGGAUUUGUAAGUGUGGUCACCCAAAGAUCCAGCACUGCGAUGAGGCCAUCAAACCGGAGGACUAUAUGGGGGAGCAGUGGGACAGACACAGACACGUCAGAGAGGUGCCCACCGAUGCCUUUGGAGAUAUCAGCUUUGGGGGACUUGGACAGAAAACCGGAAAGUAUGUUCGGGUGUCGUCGGACACGUCCUGUGAGAGUCUGUACCAGCUGAUGACAGAACACUGGAAACUGCGUUCGCCGAACCUGCUGAUAUCAGUGACUGGCGGAGCCAAAAACUUCUACAUAAAGACUCACCUGAAGGACAAGUUCCGUCGAGGCCUCAUCAAAGUCGCCCAGACCACAGGUGCGUGGAUCCUGACAGGAGGGACACACGCCGGUGUGAUGAAGCAUGUGGGCAUGGCCGUGCGAGAUUACACACUCAGUAGCGGUUUGAUGGAGGGACAGAUCGUCGUCAUCGGUGUGGCACCCUGGGGAGUCAUUCACAACCGAAACGCACUCAUCCAUCCUGAGGGUUGUUUCCCUGCAUACUACUCUCUGGACGAGCAGGGUCAGGGCCAUCUCUCCUGUCUCGAUAUCAAUCACACUCACUUCUUGCUGGUGGAUGAUGGCACUCACGGACAUUAUGGAGUUGAGAUUGAGCUGCGGGCCCGUCUGGAGAAACUCAUCUCUCAGCAAUCGCUGGGAAAUAGAGAGAGUGGAGUGACGAUACCGGUGGUCUGUGUGGUCUUGGAUGGCGGUCCAGGAACGCUAAACACCAUCUAUAAUGCGAUGCUGAACCACACGCCGUGUGUGGUGCUGGAGGGCUCUGGACGCCUGGCGGACGUCAUCGCUCAGGUGGCGGCUCUGCCCGUGUCAAAGGUCACUCUGGUCCUUAUCAACCAGCUCAUGAAGAGGUUUUUUGUACAAGAGUACAAAAGCUUUACUGAGGUGCAGGUCAUUGAGUGGACCAAGAAGAUUCAGGACAUCAUCCGAAUGCCUCAUUUGCUCACUGUGUUUCAUAUCGACGAGGAUAAAAACUACGAUGUUGACGUUGCCAUUCUACAGGCUCUACUGAAAGCCUCCAGAAGCGAUGAACACGCGCGGCGUCAGUCGUGGGAGAGACAGCUGGAGCUCGCUGUGGCCUGGAACCGGGUCGACAUCGCUGAGAGCGAGAUCUUCACCGAGGAGAGCCAGUGGACGUCCUGUGAUCUGCAUCCGGCCAUGUUUUCUGCUCUGGUGGGAGACAAACCUGAGUUCGUGCGGCUCCUGCUGGAGAAUGGAGUGUGUGUGAGGAAGUUUCUGGAGCAUGAGGACACGCUCUGUGAGCUUUACGCCCACCUGCCCGCCUGCUUCUUCCUGCGCAAACUCGCUAAAAGAGUCCAGGGUGGAAAAAUCCGCAGGGGUCAAGAGCCGCCGCCUGGAAGCACAAAGAUCUCCUUGAGUCACGUGGCUGAAGAAGUGCGCCACCUGCUGGGGAGUUUCACUCAGCCGUUAUACGAGCCGUCACGCUACAAGAUGACCAAAGAUGAUGUCCGUUUGAUGGUGCCGUCCAAAGGCCUGGUGGAUCUGCCGUGUUCGGGUGAAGAGUGGAGCGCAGACACGGUUUGGGACCCGGGACGGGAUCUGUUCCUCUGGGCCGUCGUGCAGAAUAACACAGAACUGGCAGAGAUCGGCUGGGAGCAGUGCAGAGACUGUAUCGCAGCCGCUCUGGCAGCCAGUAAGAUCUUGAGGAAACUGGCGCAGGAGAGCGGAGAGGACGACAGCGAAGAGGCAAAGGAAAUGAGAGAACUGGCCAGUCACUACGAGAAACAAGCCAUCGGUGUGUUCAGCGAGUGUCACAGCUGGGACAUGCAGCGGGCGCAGAAGCUGCUGAUCCGCGUCUCUCCGUCGUGGGGCAGAAGCACCUGUCUGUGGCUCGCGCUCGAAGCCGACGCGAAGAGCUUCAUCGCUCACUCUGGAGUCCAGGCUCUGCUGACUCAGAUCUGGUGUGGAGAGCUGUCUGUGGAUAAUCCACACUGGAAAGUGCUGCUCUGCAUGAUCUUCUUUCCUCUCAUCUACACCGGCUUCCUGACCUUCAGACGGGAUGAAGACAUCCAGAGACAGGCCGAGAGGACAGAGCAGCAGAAACUGGCCAUGGAUUCAGUCUUUUCUGGAAGCUCAGACACCAAACUCAAACGGCAUUAUCGGUUAGUUGAGUUACAGUUCUAUCAUGACUUUGACGGGCCUGGUUUCCGGAGGAAAGCAAAGAUGUACAUCAGUGAUGUGUGGAACAUUCUGGAUGUGCUGUCAAUCAUACUGUUCAUUGCUGGUCUGGUCUGCAGACUUCAGGCCUCCGGUACUGUGUUCUAUGUGGGUAAAGUUAUUCUCUGCAUCGACUUCAUCAUAUUCUGUCUCCGAUUAAUGGCCAUCUUCACUAUCAGCCGAACUCUUGGCCCCAAGAUUAUCAUCGUCAGGAAAAUGAUGAUGGAUUUGUUCUUCUUCAUGUUUCUGCUCAGUAUUUGGGUGGUGGCGUAUGGCGUGGCCAAGCAGGGCAUUUUGAUUCACAAUGAAGACAGACUGAACUGGAUCAUCCGCGGAGCCGUCUAUGAGCCCUACCUUAUCAUUUUCGGCAACGUCCCCACUAAUAUAGACAACACUCAGUAUGAUGUGGGCAGCUGUAGUGUGAACGGCUCCGAUCCUCUGAAGCCCAAAUGUCCCGUGCUGAACGAAGAUAACAUUCCGGCGUUCCCAGAAUGGCUGACCAUCAUCAUGCUGUGUGUCUAUCUGCUCUUCGCCAACAUCCUGCUGCUCAACCUCCUCAUCGCCAUCUUCAACUACACGUUCCAGGAGAUCCAAGACAACACAGACACCAUCUGGAAGUUCCAGCGCUACGAGCUGAUUAAGGAGUACCACAGUCGACCCGCUCUUCCUCCACCCUUCAUCCUCCUCAGUCACCUCAUCCUCUUCAUCAGAGGAGUGCUGCUGCGCUACCCUCCACAGAAACACAAACACUUCAGACAGGAGCUGGAGCAGACUGAGGAAGAGGAGCUGUUGUCAUGGGAGGCCUACAUGAAGGACAACUAUCUGGCAUCGACGCGGCAGGACGAGAGCCAGAGCGUGGAGCAUCGUAUCCAGGACACCGCAGAGAAGGUUGGCGUGAUGUCAGAACUCCUGGAGCGCGAGCAGGAGAUGGUUUCUACCACCGUGGCAAAACGACUGGCCAAGCUUGAAGAGCAGGUCUCAGAGUCCACCAAAGCUUUACGAUGGAUUGUGGACGCGCUGAAAUCUCAGGGAUGCAAAUCCAAAAUGCAGCCGCCUCUAAUGACAGGUAAAAGCUCUGACAGGGACGACGGUGAAUCUAGUGGACAGGAGACAGAUGAGGAAUCAGCUCCUCACACGUUUGCACGUCAGCUUCAGUAUCCCGGCAGUACCGUCAAACGCUUCCCCGUGCCUGAGGAGAAGGUGCCCUGGGAGGUAAACUUCACUCCAUACCUUCCUCCAGUUUACAAUCAACAGGACAGCAGCGACUCUGACACUUCAGUCUUGGACAAGUACAGGAAUCCAGGAGGAAGGACUGGGAUUCGGGGAAAAGGGUCUCUGAAAUCCCUUGGUCCGAAUCACAUUCUCCACCCAAUCCUCACCAGGUGGCGUGAUGCUGAACACAAGGUGCUGGAGUUUCUCGCCGUUUGGGAGGAAGCGGAGAAACACUGGGCUCUUCCUGGGGGCCCAGUCAAAGCUAAUGAGCCUCUAGCACAGACACUGGAGAGGAUUCUGGGAAAAAAGUUACAUGACAAGACCAAGUCUCAAAUAGAGGCUGGAGAACAGGUGUGUAAGGGUUAUGUAGAUGACAGCAGGAACACCGAUAAUGCCUGGAUAGAGACCACCAUCAUCACACUUCACUGUGACAAACACACCACGCUCACAGCAGAUCUGAACCGCAUUGUCGAGAGCUCGCUGUCGUCUCAUCAGCCUCUCCAGUGGCGGGAAGUGAGCAGCACCGCUUGUGUGUGUCCGUACCAACGAGAAGCUCUGCAUCAGAUAGCACAGUGUCAUAACACACACUUUUGACCCUCAGGAAAAUACACACACACACACACGCUACACCAGAAAUAAUGAGCGCAAACACACUCUGCACU
Sinocyclocheilus anshuiensis is the source of this 4268-nucleotide messenger RNA. RefSeq names its product transient receptor potential cation channel, subfamily M, member 2 (gene trpm2). Gene Ontology annotation, molecular function: ligand-gated calcium channel activity. NCBI's taxonomy places the organism in Eukaryota, Metazoa, Chordata, Actinopteri, Cypriniformes, Cyprinidae. Gene Ontology annotation, biological process: calcium ion transmembrane transport. The transcript has 31 exons. Gene Ontology annotation, cellular component: plasma membrane. Bases 1 to 4200 code for a protein of 1399 amino acids. The record is from RefSeq and is a predicted model, not a curated record.